AUGGGACCUUCUUUUAUUUCUACUAAUGAAGGUAGCCCUGAUACUUACAACGAUGAGAGAUCAACUACACCCGGUGGUAAGAAGAGAAGUAGUAACUCUACUACCGAUCCGUCAUUGACUGCAGCUGCUGCUGCUGCAGUGGCCUCUAUACAGGACGUUUGGUCUGAAAACUUCAGCGAACCAUUACCCACUAAUAAGGAGGAACGUAUACAACAGGCGCUAGAGUUUAUGCGUAAUGAGAAACAUGCACACGCGGCUGAUAAAAAUAUCAAGAAACACUCUUUGAGACAAAUUGCAUUGUUCUUUCAAGUACCCAAAUCGACGUUAUACGAUCGGCUGAAGAAUAAGGUUACUUUGACCAUCGAUGAGAAGAUUUCCGUUAAUGGCGGACCUGCAUUGGCUAAUUCUUAUUCUGUAUCUUCAAGGGCGCAUAGUCAACAGAUGAAAAUUUCGCUAGAGAAAGAGGAAUUGUUGCUGAUACAGACGCAUAACCUCUGUCACGCCCAGGGGAAUACCUUGAAUUUGACUCAUAUAAGAGACUUUAUCACGUCAUUGGUGGACGGAGUAUCACUGGGGAAGAAAUGGGUUCACAAUUUCACUAGACGUCAUGAUAAUUCACUGAUAUAUGGGACUUUGUCUAGUCGAUUCAACGUGCGAAUGGUGAAUUCCAAAAAUUGCAGGUGUAAUUUUGAGUAUCUUUGGAGAUGCUUCGUUCCAUUAUUGCAGGAGAACAUUAAGAGCUUGCCCCAAGAUGAACCCUUCUAUUACAUAACCAAGACAUGCGUUCACCAGCCUAGCAUGUCGAGCAUAUUCACCUGCUUUCAAAUAUCGCCUGCAAAUUUGUCGAUAAAGGUAUACGGCAAACCACAUUUGGUCAUAUUCCCAGAUUAUUUUGGGAAAUCAUGUUUACAACGAGAUACGCCAAUGGGAAAUGGACCUGAGAACGAGGCUAUUGAUCAUGAAGGUUUAAGGGAUGAGGAAUCGGCAUUGGACUUAAAGGUAAACAAGCAGGAAAAGUUACAAAAGCAACACAAGAUAGACAAACUUAAUGAAGCCUUCACGAAGCUGUAUGCUAACGUCUGCAUAAAAAAUCAAACGGAUUCCAGCUUACCUCCACUGGUAAUAUUCGAGGGCUUCAACGAGCGGUAUAAUUGGGAUCCACUAAUUUGUAAAGAUAUCGUUCAUUUGGGGAGAUUCUUGGCCGUACCCUGGAAACAACAAAUCUUUCAACAGAGUAUCGCAAAACAACUGAUAAAUCUCGUCGACAAUGUCGCCAGAGGCUCAUCAAUACUCGGAGUCCAGUUAUCAGAAAUGGAUUUAGCACUGGAUCAUGUAGAACUCGACUUAACUGAUUUCUCGGCAGAAUUGAACCAACUUCUCCAAAUGCCAACAGAAGCUACUCCCCCAUCAGAAGAGACUCAGGAACCCCCACAGGAUAGCGACCUCAACGUGUUCACAUCGUCACUUCGAUCACCGCCCCCUCAGGACCACGACGUCGAGAACAAUUUCCUAAGCAAGGCCACACAGGAGCAUCACCAAGAAAAGGAGCAGCGGCAACAACCGAUCGAAACAGCUGCCUCUGCAAAUAUAUUUGAAAAUUCUACAUUAUCACAAUUGCAAGAUGUCAUUCAUUUAAUAGACACGAAUGAAUCGGAGCUAUACAACGAGCUCGCGGAGCCGUCAUCCAAGGCAACACUAAUGGAUAUAUUCACCAAGAUUAAAGGAAUACUGCCGCAAUGA
Molecule: messenger RNA, 1740 nt
Organism: Torulaspora delbrueckii
Lineage: Eukaryota; Fungi; Ascomycota; Saccharomycetes; Saccharomycetales; Saccharomycetaceae
Exons: 1
Coding region: 1-1740 (579 amino acids)
Source: RefSeq, a predicted model, not a curated record